Molecule: messenger RNA, 1100 nt
Organism: Cloeon dipterum
Lineage: Eukaryota; Metazoa; Arthropoda; Insecta; Ephemeroptera; Baetidae
Product: alpha- and gamma-adaptin-binding protein p34-like
Exons: 6
Coding region: 90-1013 (307 amino acids)
Source: RefSeq, a predicted model, not a curated record
UCUCUGGUUGUCUGUUGUCUUUGUCUGUGCCGUGGAAAACCAAAACAAAUCUUUAAGAACAGCUGGUACAGAGAACAAUCCGGACACAAAUGAGUGAGGACGAGAAGCCAUCGGCACUUGUCAUCAGUCUGAUCGAUGAAAACCCGACGGAGACUAUCAAAAUGAUCCUGGGGGUGGAGGAGCUGCCAGCCAGCGUUGUCCUCGAGGAAGGUGUCCACGCCUACCCCCUGAAGCUGGACACCAAGUAUUACUCGGCUGACGUCAACUUGUGUGCCGUGAAGCAAAAGACAAUCGGCAGCCAGCGUUUCGCGGACACUGUCGGCGCUGUUAUUAUAAAACUUGACACAGAAAAGGAAAAGGCACUGAAAGACGUGGAUAGCUGGUUGCCCUUUUUGGAGGAAAUGUCGCCAGAGGUUCAAAUUCUGCUCUGCCAAAGAUGCGAGGAGACUUCAGAAAAGGGUUGCAGCAGGUUGGAAGUCCAGACGUGGUGCGUGGAAAACCACUUUGAGUUAGUUGAACUCGACCCAAAUGACCCUGAGGAGGAGGAUGAAGAUCUGCCUGGCUUGGCGGUCACUUUUGGCAUUAGAAGAGUUCGACAGGCGCUCGAGUCGCACCUCUGGCCCAACAUGCAAAUGAAAGAUAAAGGCAGCCAGCAAAUUAAUCCGUCCCUGGCCGCGUACCUGAACGGUGGCGUCUCGCAGGACACUGACGCUGUGGCCGAAUUGACGGAAAAUCUGCAAAAUACACAACUUAACUCAAUGAUGAACAGAAUCGAUCAGAUAAUGGGCACAGACGAGGACUGCGGAGGCGACGCAGACGGCCCUGAUAUGGAGUUUGCUGAUCUGCUCUCGCGGCUGAGUGAAAUGAAGCAGCAAGCAGCCUCUCUGCCCAGUGAGCAGCGCAAACAGUGCGCAGAGCAGGUAGUCAAAGCGUUUUGGAACGCUAUUGGAGGCGAUGAUGACGAAAUCUUGGACGAAAUUCUUCUUGAGUGCCAGCAGGCAACAAGCGAUUGAUCUCUCCCAUUCCUUCUCCGUGUCUAUAUUCUGUAUCAUAUAAUUUUGACUUGUCUAUUAAGCAUUUAAUAAAUGUUUAGAAAAUAA